This is a messenger RNA of Plenodomus lingam JN3, 369 nucleotides long. Lineage: Eukaryota; Fungi; Ascomycota; Dothideomycetes; Pleosporales; Leptosphaeriaceae. The record is from RefSeq and is a predicted model, not a curated record.
AUGCGUGGCUCGAUUCCAAGUGCCGUUCCUCCGGUUCCUUUCGCGCUUACCCAGAGUCACGACGCAGAUUGUUGGCAGCAUAAUGACGAGUUUGAUUCCAUCAUAGUGGGAGGAAGCACCGCAGGCCUGGUGCUAGCAACUCGACUCAGCGAGGCUUUACCUAGACAUUGUAUCGCUGUGAUGGAGUCAGGAUCAGAUGGGUGUAACGAGUCGAAGAUCUAUAUCCCGGGCCUCCGAGGGUUCGCGUUUGGGUAUACAUAUGAUUGGAGCCUGCCAAUGGUGCCGCAGUUGCACAUGUGGCCGGGCCUAUAUAGAUCGCUCUUGCUGAGAAUCUACCGCCAUACGUCUAAGCUGGCAUUCCUUACUUGA